This is a messenger RNA of Stegostoma tigrinum, 1936 nucleotides long. It is a transcript of the gene riok3, whose product is annotated as RIO kinase 3 (yeast). The record is from RefSeq and is a predicted model, not a curated record. Gene Ontology annotation, biological process: maturation of SSU-rRNA; protein phosphorylation. Gene Ontology annotation, molecular function: ATP binding; protein serine/threonine kinase activity. Lineage: Eukaryota; Metazoa; Chordata; Chondrichthyes; Orectolobiformes; Stegostomatidae. Bases 138 to 1667 code for a protein of 509 amino acids. The transcript has 13 exons. Gene Ontology annotation, cellular component: cytosol; preribosome, small subunit precursor.
ACGGUCCGGUUUCCGGUUCCGGCCGCCGCCAUUUGCAGCGGGAGCGGUUUCUCCGGUUGUGGGGGACGCUCCUGAUUUCCCGGACUCUAGGCCCCAGCUCGACCCAGCGGCCAGGAUCCCAUCCGUCACCCGGGAGGAUGGAGCAGGUAGCGGCCCCGGGUCCGGCCGCCGGAUCCCAGCCCUGGAGAAGCCAGUGUCCUUGGGUGUCAGUACCUUCCACCGUAACUCCCUGCUCCCUUUCUGAUGUAAUGAGUGAAGAGCUUGCCAAAGAACUGCAGCAACAAGAGGAGAGCGCAGCAUUCCCUCAUGCCAUUAGUAUUGAUACAACAGCUCUGAUUGGAGAAGGGACUGAAACCUCCAGUGAUCUCCUGCUAGCACAGAUGUUGCAGAUGGAGUUUGACCGAGAAUAUGACGCGCAACUUCGCCGCGAGGAAAAUAAAUUUAAUGGUGACAGCAAAGUAUCUAUUUCAUUUGAGAAUUAUCGAAUGGUUCAUCCUUAUGAAGACAGUGAAAGCUCAGAUGAUGAAGUCGAUUGGCAGGAUACACGGCACGAUCCCUAUGGACCUGAUAAACCUUCACCAAUUGCAAAACGAGGAUUUGUGGGAAAGGGCAAAGAGAUUACUACCAAGCACGAUGAAGUGACCUGUGGCAGAAGGAAUACUGCACGAAUGGAAAAUUUUGCUCCAGGGUUCCAGGUGGGCGAUGGCAUCGGGAUGGAUUUGAAGCUACCUAAUCGUGUCUUCAAUGCACUGAAGCAGUAUUCUUAUUCUGAACAGCGGCGCAGUGCUAGAAUUCAUGAAACAAAAGAACAUUCUACUUCUGACCAAGCCAUAGACUCAAAAACCCGCUUGCUUCUGUACAAAAUGGUGACUGCUGGGGUGUUGGAAAGCAUCAAUGGUUGCAUCAGCACAGGCAAAGAAUCUGUGAUCUUCCACGCUAAUGGUGGAAGCAUGGAUGAGAAAAUGGUCCCUGCAGAAUGUGCCAUUAAAGUUUUUAAGACUACGCUUAAUGAAUUCAAAAACCGUGAUAAGUACAUCAAGGAUGAUUACAGAUUCAAAGACCGCUUUAGCCAUUUGAAUCCUCGCAAAAUCAUUCGUAUGUGGGCUGAGAAAGAAAUGCAUAAUUUGAUCAGAAUGCAGGCAGCUGGAAUUUGUUGUCCAGAGGUGGUUAUGCUUAAGAAGCACAUUCUGGUGAUGUCCUUCAUUGGUCAGGACCAUGUGCCAGCUCCUAAAUUGAAGGAUGCUAAACUCAGCUCUGAAGAUAUGAAGCGGGCUUACUACCAGGUUUUGGAUAUGAUGCAGCAGCUGUACACAGAAUGUAAGCUUGUUCAUGCUGAUCUGAGUGCUUACAACAUGUUGUGGCACAUGGGAAAGGUUUGGUUGAUUGAUGUCAGUCAGUCUGUAGAACCGACACACCCUCAUGGGCUCAAGUUUCUCUUCAGGGAUUGCAAAAAUGUUUCUCAGUUCUUCCAGAAGUCAGGAGUUACAGAUGCAAUAGGUGAAAGGGAGCUUUUCAAUGCUGUCUCUGGUUUAGAUAUUACAGCAGAUAAUGAAGUGGACUUCCUGGUUGAGAUUGAAACUUUGGAAAAAAUCAAUGAAGACCAUGUCCAACAGAUGGGGAAGCGUGUGAAGAUGACUUACGAAUGUGAAAUUCCAGAAGAGGAUUAAAGGAGGAGUGGCUUUUAAAUGGUUUUUGCAGACUGAUCUUUACAAGCUGGAAUUUGACAACAAUGGAAAUUUGUGCAAUUUAAUUUGAUUUCAAAUUAGAGUAUCAAUAGAUUUGUAUCAUUGGUAUUUGUGACAGAAAUUAGACUGGUGUGAUGUUGAAGAUGCUGCUGCAGUUCUUUCUCCUUACACUUUGUAUGAGUUGGGAGCUGUGACUGUUUCUCUUGUGUUAGCAAAGUUUCUAACCAAAUAAAUAACACACCGACUUUAAA